Molecule: messenger RNA, 4383 nt
Organism: Lethenteron reissneri (Far Eastern brook lamprey)
Lineage: Eukaryota; Metazoa; Chordata; Hyperoartia; Petromyzontiformes; Petromyzontidae
Product: uromodulin-like
Source: RefSeq, a predicted model, not a curated record
CCGCCCCCUUCACCACCACCACCACCACCACCCCCAAGAGAUUCUCCAGGGCGGUGUUUGUCCGCUGAACCUUCUUGCGCCGCCCGUGGCGCGGACGCACUCGAGAGGCAGCAGCGCACCGAUCGCGCAUCCGGCACGACCGGGACGCGCUCAUCCUCCUCCUCAUCCUCCUCCUCAUCCUCCUCCUCCUCGCGCACAGAAGUCGCAUCGAGCGGUACCUCGACGACAUCAGCCGGCUCAGCUGUUCCGCCAAGCGUGGAAGAGGCGAGGCGUGCGCUGAAGCUUCAGCCCUGUCCGUGCGUAGAAGCCGCAGGGCGCCAUGCCCCACCACGCGCCCCACCGCACGCUGCUUCUGUGCGCCCUGGCUCUGCUGGGGGGGUGGCUCUCGCUCGCCACAGCCGACAUCAACGAGACGGUCAUUUGCACCAAGGACUACAUGGAGGUAUCCAUCCCAAGGUCGUAUUUCACCAACCGGAAUGCGCCUGUGCAGAUUUACGACCUGCACCUCAACGACCGCUCGUGCCGAGGCACUGAAACGGAAGACGCUUUUGUUUUCCAAGUGAAGACCAACUACUCCAACUGUGGAACCGUCACCGCGUCGGACGGCAAGCAUAUCGUGUUCACGAACACGAUCCAGAACAAGGUGUCGGGCGUGGUGAGCCGAACGUACGUGAACAUCACCUUCUCGUGCCGCUACCCGGUCACGUACCUCGUGCAGUACGCCAACGGGGGCAACGUGGUGCACGUGGACGUGCGCCCCGUGAUGCUGGACACGGAGGAGGGCAACUUCUCCAUCUCUAUGGAGCUGUACCGCGACGGCCUCUUUGAGGAGCGCUGGAACAGCAUCCCCAUGCUCAGCCUGGAGGAAAGCGUCUACGUGCGCGUGCACAUGCUGCCGGCGCAUCUCAUCCUUCGGGUGCAGAGGUGCUGGGCAACCCCUUCUAGUGACCCCUACCACUCGAUUCAGCACAUCUUCAUCCAGGACAGCUGCCCGGCCCUGCUGGCGGACAGCACCCUCACGGUGGUGCGCAACGGGGAGGCGUCGGACGCCCGCUUCCACCUGCAGAUGUUCAAGUUUGUUGGCGCGUCCUACCUGGCCGUUUACCUGCACUGCACCGUGCAGAUCUGCCACGAUGCGGCCAUGCAGUGCGUGCCGGCAUGCGAGCUGGUGGUGUCGGGCGACGGCGAGGAAGGCACGGAGCCUCACGACGUCACCGCCCGCGUCCGGAGGGAGGUCACCUCAGCGCGCACCGUCUCUUACGGGCCCAUCCGGCGCAAGGGCUCGGAGCACGAGACUGCGGGUCGCCCUGGCGCAGGCCGGAGCAGGCCGUCCUCCGUGCAGGUGCUGAUCCUCAGCGUGCUCCUCACGGCGGCCACCUUGUUUGUCCUCAUCGUCGCGGCGCUGUGGCGUCGGUCGCGCCGCUCGCGCCGCGUCACCCUCCGUCACGACCUAGCCUGCCUUGGCACCACCACCGCCACCACAGCCACCACCGCCGCCACCGCCGCAGCAGCAGCCGCCACCUUCCGCCUAGCGGGCUCCGGGACGUCUCCCGCGCCGCCCCGGUCAUUGGCAGGGUCCGUCGCUCUCACGGGGGGCCCCCAGCCCUCCUUCAACCCGGCCUUCUUGCCCGACGCAGAUUUGGGACACUGCACGGACUGAGUUCAUCGGCGAGAUGGCGAAAUAGAUCGGGGGGGGGGGGGGGGGCCGAGGAUGGGAUUUGCCUCGAGAUUUGGUGGGACCACGCCACUUUUCUCCUCGUGGCUUUCUUAAAUCUCACGAACGUCGCAGACGCAGUUUUGUGCUGGAACGGGUCGGGCCGAUGAAUUGUUACUUUUGGUUGUGAUGUGUAAAAAGAUAUAUAUGUAUGUGUACACAGGAUUUGUUUUAAAUUUGAGUUCCAUCUGAAGUGGCUAAUUAUAGGUUCAGUUGGUCUCACUUCAAGGAACUAUAAAAAGUGUUUCUCUGGUAUCUUAUUUUAAUACAGUAAAAUUCUGGCUAGCCAAAAUUCACGUUUUUCCAGACGAGGCUCGGCAAAAUAAAAAAAGAACCUGCUGCCCCACAGCCUCUGGGAUUGCUUCGACCAUGUGGCACAAUGUAGGGCCUACACUCAGUGCUUUUUAAAUAUCCCCCGUAUAGCGGUCAUCGGACUGUUGGGGAAAGUGCUGUUCGCGAGCACCUAUGAGGUGGCACGGCACACAAAGGGGUAGGUGGCCAGCACCACGCCCGGCCACCUUUUGUCUCCACAUUGGCGAUGUUGUACACACCGCACCGGUACUCAUUCGGCAUAGGGGAGGCCCAGGACCAGUUGAGAUAAUCGUCACUGGUGGUGGCCGUCAGCGGGAAUCGAACCCGGGUCGCCGGGUUCAUAGCGCAGCGCGCUAACCACUGCGCCAUCACUCCCCCGCAUGCAGUAUAGUGCAGUAUACCACGCACUCAAAUUACAGCACAGUACUUACAUUUUUUUGGUCUGUAUUUUAUUUCAUGGUCUUCAAAGUACAGUAAAUGUAUGUAAAAAAAAGUUUUAAAAUUAAUUUUAGCGAUAUUAAGUGUGAUCUACAGGGUUGUUGAUGUUUUGUUCCAUAGAUGUGCAAUGCAUUUGCAGCGAGCCAGCCCUUUCAGAUACCUGGGGCAGGGCUGCCCCUUUUAGUCUGGAUAGCCAGGGGUUUUUACUGUAUUGUUUUUUUUAAGUCUGCCAACUUUUUAUGAUGUAAUUGCUGUUUCCACAGUCUCAAUAAAUCUUAGCAAUAACUUGUGCUUCAUAGACAGUAUUCUGACAAGAAUAACACUGGUGGGUUUUUAUAAAAUGUAUUUAUUGUCAUUUUGUUAAUAAAACUGACAGCAUGUAAAACAAUCCAACAAGCCAUGGUCCUGAGAACAACACUUUUUAAUUUGUAGUGACCUCUUGCCUGAGGCACUCUUCAAUGCCAAUCGCAGUUUCAGUCUCACUCCAACACGAUUUCUCACUGGGCAGUGGAAAAUUUAAUUUCAUACCUCAUUUCAGGAACGUUAUAAAGGGGUCAUGGAUGGAUGGGGUUGCCACCUUUGAGGUACACAGGAAAACGACGAAUAUCUCGCAGUAUCGGAGCAGGGAAAACUCCACGUACACUAAUCCUCUUGUUUGGUGCAGUGUUUCACAAAUUACACAAAAGGACUUUUAAUGUCCUGGGAAGACUUACAGAUAUCCCAGGACGGCUACCUCAAGUCGAGAAAGAUCUUGCGACAAAACCAGGGCAGAUGGCAACCCUAGUCAUGGGUAUUGAAUUAUACCAUGUGUUUUUUCUCUAAGUUGUAAAACCGACAGGAUUUAAAAAAAACCUAAAAAUAUACUUUUUCAAGAGCCUGUUCUUCGCUUCCUAAAUUUGGAACGUGAACUGGAAAGGGUGGUUUUGCAGUUGUAUCGGGAUUUUUUUUGUAUUGCAUUAUUUCUGUCUUGAAUAAACUGGAUGUUUUCAAUGUAUUUUUCUUCCAAAACGUCUAGAGCCUUGACUUGAUAUCACAAACCAAGUCGUUAUGCCACACAAUUUUGUGGUAACUUGGGAUCUGAAUAAUUCUCCAUCGAGAUCAAAUAAAUUGGCACAAUUUAGCAUCACGAUUCCGUAAUUGAUUGUGCUUUACAUUGUGGUGAAUGUUACAGCCUCUACCUGGCUGGAAUGUUUACAAGAACCCACGACGUAAAACAUACGGAUUGAAAAAACUUCACCGUUCGAUGUAUGUAUCAUGGUGCUUUUGCAUCUAUAAUUAGUGUAUGGAUCGAUGCAUUGUUACACGACUAGAACUCAUCAUUGUCAUUAUCAUCAACGUUCAAACCGCCUCAAUAGUCCUACAGCCAAUAACAGUCUAAUCUCAGAUGAUUGAGAACAUUUAGUAUAUAUUUUUUUUAUUAACCACUAUUUUCGAAAUAAUAAACAUUUAAUUCCCGCCAGCGCUAACGAUAUUGCAAUGCGAACGGUACGGAGUAAUCUUUUGGAAUCCAUAGUUUAUAAACAAACAAAUAAACAAAAAUGAAAUAUAUACGUGUACAAAUAGAAGAAACACGUUCCUUCGGAGUGGGCUGGUAGGAACUUGGUUGGACAGCGCAUUCGUGCACGACAGACAAAUAUGCACGACAGACAGACAAAUAAUCCCUGGUGGGCAGUGUGGAACCUGUUGUUCCUACCUGAUGUGUCGAGUGCUAACUUGCUUAGGUGAUAUAUUUACUUCUCUGAGACAAUGUAAAGACCACAGGCUCCCUAGGCAGCAUUACACUUGUGUUGUCAAAAUCCGGAGAGAAAAACAAAACCCCACUGCAGUAACCCUGCCACAAUGAGUCGUGUACACAGCAAGGCCAUCACACAGGCAGAUAACCUACAAAAGGUGUAAUUGUUAACUCCUUCACCUGGGGG